GCGGGCAGCUAAUACACGUGGAGGAGGCAGUGGCAGUCCUGAUCAAGGCCUUGGUUGCUGUGGCGGAGCUUUACCUCAAAGAGCCUGUCAAGCGAGCUGUGCUGGGCGUGCCGGCGCGGUGGACGAAGGCGCAGCGUGCAGCCCUGGAGUAUUCUGCGACGCUCGCAGGCCUGAAGUCGGUCCGGCUAAUCCCGGAGCCCGAACUAGCAGUAAGGGCCUACGGCAUUCGUGCGAGCCCGAAUGCGCAGAUCAUCACAGGAGGUGGGAACCUGGGCCCGAAACCGCAGGGCCUUCAGGGCAACAUUGAAUUGGAUGAGCUCCAACAGCGAGUUGAAGAGGAUCCGUAUGCGGCUUCGCAAGCGGACUUCACGCAGCAUAUGGCAGUGCAGAUGAAGCAGCGGGACCCCACCCUGAAGCAUAUCAUGGUAGCUGACCUUGGUGGUGGAACCUUUGAUGUCUGCAUUGUUCGGAAGUGGGUGGAGUGGGAUGAGAUCCAUAUGCUCUUCACUAGCGGUGACGAGCGGCUCGGCGGCGAUGACUUCGACAUCGCAAUCGUUGACUGGGUCCUGAAAGAGUUGAAACCAGAGCUGGCAAAGCAGAGGAAGUGGCCUGUGCCUGCUGCACAAAGGCAGAACCUUCUGCUGCAGGCUCGCAAGGCAAAGGAGAGGCUGUCAAGCAGCGAGACUGCUGAGCUUAGCAUCGGCGAUCUCAAGGUGACUGUCAGCAGAGACAACUUUCGCGUCGUCUGCCUACCAGUGCUGCAGCGGAUGUUGCAACCCAUCCGCGAGGCGGCCUAUGGUGCCCACUUGCGCCUGCCGUUCGAAAGCUUGGCGCUUGACACUGUCGAAAUGGCAGGCAAGGCCAGGAAGAGGAAGAUGAGUGAGAAGGACCUUCAAAGAAAGAGCCGCUCACUCAGGGCCAAACACAAGUCCACCGACAUAGAGGAUCGAGACGAGAUCAAGGUGGACGAAAUUCUUCUCAUUGGCGCAGCUACAUGGACUCCUGCAGUUCGCGAAAUGCUGAUGUUAUGCACUGGCGUGCAGCCAAACAGCGCUGUCAUCGAUCCAGAGACGGCCGUUGCUCUCGGCGCGGUAAUUCUGGCCUCCAUCAUGGACAACCAGAUGGUUGACAUGCAGGUCCACUCUAAUUGGCGUGCUGCCUGGACUCAGUAUCUGCUGGAUCGGCCCGAGCUGGUGGAGAAGUUGCAGGAACCUGUAAGGGCGUAG
This is a messenger RNA of Symbiodinium pilosum, 1226 nucleotides long. Lineage: Eukaryota; Dinophyceae; Suessiales; Symbiodiniaceae. The record is from the annotation of a GenBank genome assembly.